AUGCCAGAGAUUAUCGCCCACCCUUUGGAAGCGGGCUCCGCCUGGCUGAGCGAUAAGCACUCGUUGACAAGGCCAGCCAACAACUUUUACGUCACGACCCCAAUCUUCUACGUGAACUCAGUCCCGCACAUCGGCCACUUUUACUCGAUGCGGUACCACGAGCUCCUGGGCAAGACACACGGGCUGAAGAUCCAGCAGGCAGCCGAAAAGGCCCACGAGCAGCCGCUAGCCUUCUGCACAAAGUUUUCGGACCGACCAUCCAUAAGGCGGUGCAGCAUUUCUGGAACGUCCCUGGGCGAGCACUCGGGCUGGUACGCAAUAGAGGAGCGGAUCGAUCCGAAGACAGGCAAGCCGGGCAUGUUUGCGAUCGAGUCAGAGGUCAACUACAAGUUCCGGCUGUCAGCGUUCUGCGACAAGCUGAUCAGGUGGAUCGAGGAGACCCCAGAUGCGAUUUACCCAGAAAUCCGCCGCAACGAAGUCCUAGGAUGGCUGCGUGAUGGCAUGGACGAUCUCCGCCUGCAGUGGGGCAUCCCGGUGCCGGGUGACGCCGACCACACAAUAUACGUGUGGGUUGACGCGCUCUGGACCGCUGCCAAUACUCCGCGCUUCUUCCCGCCCGAUCUCCAGGUCAUCGGCAAGGACAUUGUGCGCUUUCAUGCCGUGUACUGGCCUGCGCUGUUGAUGGCCGCUGGACUUCCAUUGCCGAAGCGCAUCCUGGCGCACGCGCACUGGACGAUGCAGGGACAGAAAAUGUCCAAGAGCAAGGGCAAUGUAGUCGAUCCAUUCCAGGCCAUCGCCCAGUACGGCCUAGACCCGAUCCGGUACUUUAUGAUGCGCAACGGUGGAAUAGCCGACGACGGCGACUACUCGAAUGAGCAGGUUGUAGUCCGCUACAAGAAGGAUCUGGUCGGCCAGCUCGCCAACCUCGCUGCACGCUGUCUAUCAGAACGCCUUGGAGCUGACCUGAACAUGCCUGCAAAGGUCAAGGCACAGUUUGACACCGGCGAGUUCGGCCGCGGGCUCUCAGUCAUUUUCGAUGCACUGACGACGGCCAACCGCCAUGUGUCUGAUUCGGAGCCCUGGAACAUCGUCAAGCGCACCGAUCCAGAGUCGAAGGCGCGGCUCCAGGCUGUGCUGUUCUACUCACUCGAGGCUGUGCGGCUCGCCAGCAUCAUGAUCCAGCCAGUUAUGCCUGACAAGGCCGCACAGGCUGCUGGACCAUCUUGUGGGAAAGACGUGGAGUUCGGCAGGGGGUGGCAGUCGCCUGGGCCGAAAACGCAGGUGCCUGGUGUCGCCCAGCUGUUCCCGAAGCUCGAGUGA
Messenger RNA from Linderina pennispora, 1320 nucleotides. RefSeq lists its product as uncharacterized. NCBI's taxonomy places the organism in Eukaryota, Fungi, Kickxellomycota, Kickxellomycetes, Kickxellales, Kickxellaceae. Gene Ontology annotation, molecular function: ATP binding; methionine-tRNA ligase activity. The record is from RefSeq and is a predicted model, not a curated record. Gene Ontology annotation, biological process: methionyl-tRNA aminoacylation. The transcript has 12 exons. The coding region runs from base 1 to 1320 and encodes 439 amino acids.